Pleuronectes platessa (European plaice) is the source of this 1066-nucleotide messenger RNA. Its product is annotated as immunoglobulin lambda-1 light chain. The record is from RefSeq and is a predicted model, not a curated record. Bases 14 to 934 code for a protein of 306 amino acids. Lineage: Eukaryota; Metazoa; Chordata; Actinopteri; Pleuronectiformes; Pleuronectidae. The transcript is spliced from 5 exons.
CCCCCCCCACAACAUGCUUCUCAUCCCAGCGGCUGCUCUGUGCUGCCUGUGUUCAGCACUGGUUGCCACAGCAGCAGAGCUGACUCAGGACCAGUUGUCUUUGACCGCGACAAUUGGUGGAGAGGCCUCGUUCAGCUGUGGAGGAACUGAUCAGAGUUACUACAUAUUCUGGUUUCAGAAGAAAGACACAGGAACGUUCAAACAGAUUCUUGUUCUUAUUAGAGGUAAUGUUUAUAAUGAGUUCAAUCAUCCUCAGAAAGACGACUUCACAGCUAAGAGACAACAGAACAGCUGUGAGUUGAAGAUAAAGAAAGUUAAACCCUCUCAUGCAGCCACGUACUACUGCGCCUGUUCGGACUAUGACGAACCCACAUUGAUCUUCGGCUCAGGAACCAAAUUGUUCGCCACUGAUCGGCCGGUGGUGACUCCGGUGGUGAGCGUGUACCCGGCAGCUUCCAUAGCCGCCCUGGACGGGAAGAGCUCCCUGCUGUGUGUGGCCUCCAACAUGGAUCCUCCUCUGGUCCAGUUCUCCUGGACGAGACAGAGGGAGGGUGGUCCUCUGGAGACGCUGUCCUCUGCUCAUGGAGAGCAGCUGGAGCUCAGAGGGGAAGGACGCACCGCCGCCAUCAUGGUGGUCGACCGGCACGUUUCCUACACAUACAACUACCACUGCCACGUCAGGCAUGAGGGAGGCGCAGUGGAGGCCCCGGCAGAGCAAGAGGUUUCUGCAGCUCAUGCACAGACGCCUCUGGCGGCCUGGGCCCGGUCUCAGCGGCAGGUGAAGCUGCUCUGGCUGCUCUACACGCUGCUGAUGGUGAAGAGUCUGGUUUACUGCGGUGGACUCGCUCUGAUCCACAUCCUGAGGAACAGGGAGCGUCCAGCCGCUGCUCACCAGACCACGGAGUUUCCUGCAGCAGCUUCAACUUCUCACUGACUCCUGUUCACUUCACUCUGCUUCUCUUUCACUGCAAACAUUCAUCUGAACUGUAACUUUGCAAAGUAUAAAAUAAAGAUUUUUAUUCUGAAGACAUUAAACAUAAAAAUAAAACACAUCUCAUCUCCUUUA